GUCGAGUAAACACGAUUAUUUUGUAACAAGCGUGAUAUUAUUUAAUAUGGGUUAAUUUUGAAUUUCGCGCGUCAUUAUGUUCGUCAGGUUGGCAUCAGUUGAAAGUUAUGUAGUGCCACCAUCUGUUUGUUUAAUGGUUUGUGUGACUCUUGCGUUUUUAAUUAGGAAUAAUUUAAAGGUUUUUAAUACAAAAGUUUAGGUUAAUAAAGAAAUACGAGGGGUGUUGAUAACGUUAUACGAUCGCGAGAAACUAAGAAAUUCCACAAUGCAACCAUUAGGGGAAAAUACAGCAAAUACACCAGCUUUUUUAGGUAAAUUAUGGAAAAUGGUUAAUGACCCAUCUACGGACCAUCUGAUUUGCUGGAGCCCGUCUGGCACUAGUUUUGUGAUACCAAAUCAAGCUCAAUUUUGGUAUGAGCUACUUCCUCUCUAUUAUAAACACAAUAAUAUGAGUAGUUUCGUGAGGCAGCUAAAUAUGUAUGGUUUCCAUAAAUUGUCGACUGUUGAAAAUGGGACGAUGGAUUCUGAUAAAGACGAAAUACAAUUUUCGCACCCAUUUUUUCUUAGAGAUCAACCAGAAUUGUUGCGUAAUAUUAAAAGAAAAGUAUGUAUGUCUAGACGGACCAAGUCGAUAUGUACUGAAAUUGAUUCACAGGCAACCACUUCCAAAGCUUCUAAUGAAAAUGCUAAUAAACACGACGAAUUAUCUAAAGUUUUGAACGAUGUUAAGCAACUGAGAGGACGUCAGGCUUCUGUUGAUAGUCAAUUAAAUGCAAUGAAGCAAGAAAACGCGUUAUUGUGGCGAGAAGUAGCCAUUCUUAGACAGAAGCAUCUAAAACAACAAAAAAUUGUUAAUAAGCUUAUUCAAUUCUUAGUCACUUUGGUCCAACCAUCUAGAAUGACCGUCGGCGUAAAACGCGGCUAUCAAUUAAUGUUGCACGAAAGCCCCAGUAAAAAAAGUAAAGUUAGUAAUAAUAAUAAAAAUAAUAGUAAUCCAGAAGGACCGACCAUCCACGAAUUAGACAGCGAGUUGGACUUAACACCGAAUCUAUACGACGAUGAUUCGCCAGUUGUGGACGGAACCCACAUCGAAACGAAUGACGUGAUCGACAGCCCCGCUGCUUCUGUUGGUUCUCAACAGACAGAUCUUAAUUCACCAUUACAAUCUCAAAUGUUGGUCGAGGACACUGGAGAAGAAAGUACAUGGGACAAACCGGAAUAUGUGACUGUGGGGGCGGUUGAGAACCCAGAAGAUUUGGUUUUGACAGAUCCAGAUUUAAGUGAGGAAAAUUUGAUAAGUACUCUGGACAACGAGCCGACACCUACCACAACAAAUAACGGCACUACUCCAGUUGAUCAAAAGGUGUUUUUGAAUCCUUCGACACAAGAUACUUUAUUGAGUAAUUUAAUUAAGAAUAAUUUCACAGUCAAAUCAGUUGAUAAAGCCGCCAAGUCAAGUAAAGUUGAUGCAAAAAUACUUGAUGCGGUGGCGCCCCUUUCACCUACUCCUGUGACCAGUAACAAUAUGGCUAUUGCCACUCGUGAUACGAAUGUGUGUGAUUUAAUUAAGAGUAUGCCAAGUACUAGUGAUUCUUACAGCAGUGAUUUAAAUACCCAUGUGGAAUCGACUCAAAAUGAACUUGAACAGUUCAAGGAUAUUUUGAACGGAUACAAUCCAUUUGUUGAUGCCAAUGCCUUAUUAGGGGAGUUAAACAAGAUCCCUCAAAACUUCAAAGAUGUCUAUCUAUUUAAUGAUGAUUCUCCAGUGUAUGAUCUGAACAUAAAUGAUGUUAAAAAUGAAAGCUUAGUUGACCCUUCUGAUCCCUUAGUUUCGGGUUCGGAGUUGGCUCCCUAUGGAAGUAGUUUUGAUUUUACGGAAUUACUAGAUGAUUCAAUUGACGGAGAUAAUAAUGCUACUGUUUGUGCAACGGAUGAAGUUGCAAAUUCAACAAUAAACACCCCACAAAUCCUAGCAGAGGAGCCGGUUUUCCCUCCUGCACAGAACGUUAACAAAAAAUGAAUUUAAGCUGUAAUAUAUUUUUGAGGAAUUAAGGUACAAAACGGAAACAUCGUGGGAGUUUAAUCAAUAUUACGCAUGUUAAACGAGCGUAUAGCAUUUUCAUUGUUUUAAUAGUCAUCUUAAUUGUAAACUCAAGACUUUUAACUAGUAUAACUUGGUAACAGGAAACUAUUGUGACUUCAAAGUGUGAAUACCUAUGUGUAGAUUAUUUUCAUAAGUAUUUUUCCAUAUGGACUAUUUGAAUAAGUUUUGUUGGAAAAUGUCAACCAUCUCGGCGAGUUUAGUUAUUUAAAACUGAUUAAGUAUAGUGUAAGGCUUUUUUGUAUGAUUUAGUCAAAUUAAUUGUUUUCAGUACAUAUAAAUAAUGCUAUUUUUGUAUCUGUAAUGUAUUUUAGAGUAAUCUGUACAUUUUAAAUAACUGCACUGUCCCAUUUUCCCUGCAAUAGUUGAUUUCACACUGAAUGUCAUUUGCUUCAAGCAGUAUAGAAUUGCAGCAAAAAAUCAAUCAUUGUAACUAAAUUAGAUUUAUAUAUAUAUAUAGUGGGAAGUUAACACCAAGUAAUUGAUUUUUUGGUGUAUAACAUAAUUGAUCAGAAAGGGCGCUUAUUGCUACUUUCUUGUAAGCUUUGAUAGGCGUCAAGUCAGCCAUUUACAAAAUGUGUUUAUCUUGUUGGUGAUCCUUAAUGCUAGUUUCCUUUUUAUUACAAGAAUAUUUUUUGUUACUCCUUGUUUUAUAUGUUUUCAUUAAAUUAUAACAUAUAUUACAAA
This is a messenger RNA of Zophobas morio, 2788 nucleotides long. RefSeq names its product heat shock factor protein-like. The transcript is spliced from 11 exons. Lineage: Eukaryota; Metazoa; Arthropoda; Insecta; Coleoptera; Tenebrionidae. The record is from RefSeq and is a predicted model, not a curated record. Gene Ontology annotation, biological process: regulation of DNA-templated transcription. Gene Ontology annotation, molecular function: DNA-binding transcription factor activity; sequence-specific DNA binding. Bases 266 to 2020 code for a protein of 584 amino acids.